Molecule: messenger RNA, 2352 nt
Organism: Argiope bruennichi
Lineage: Eukaryota; Metazoa; Arthropoda; Arachnida; Araneae; Araneidae
Product: protein turtle homolog B-like
Exons: 13
Coding region: 1-2073 (690 amino acids)
Molecular function (GO): protein binding
Source: RefSeq, a predicted model, not a curated record
AUGAUCUUGUGGUACAGACUUGACAAUCCUAAUCCUAUAUAUACUUUGGACAUAAGGAAAACUACUAUCAAAAGGGCUAAACAUUUUCCUUCACCUGAAGUACAAGAAAGGAUUCAUUUUGAUGUGAGUGUUCACCCCCCAGUUCUAAUCAUCACCCCUGUUGUGCCAGAAGAUGCAGAAGUAUACAAAUGCCGAGUAGAUCUUCGAAAGACACGGACUCUUAUUCUUCAAAGUAGACUGAAAGUCAUUGUGCCUCCUCAUGAUCCUAUCAUAAUGGAUGAAUACGGACAACGAUUGAAAGGUGUCAUUGGUCCUUUUGACGAAGGUUCUACACUGACAUUGAUAUGUGAUGUUGAUGGAGGAAAUCCCCAUCCGUCUGUUACGUGGUGGCGAGAUGAGGUACUCGUGGAUGACAUUUUCAAUGUAACAACAAAAGGCUUUGUCCGAAACAAAUUGACGGUGAAUAAAAUCAGGCGUUCAGAUUUAAUGGCUCAAUACUCCUGCAAGGCGUCAAACACGAAUCUUACAAAACCCAAAGUGGAAUCCAUUCAUUUGGAUAUGAAUCUGUUGCCAUUACACGUGGAAAUCAUUGAUUCGAAUCAUCCGAUGCUGGCUGGGGAGCGUUAUUACAUAGAAUGCCAAGCUAAAGGAUCCAGACCCCCUGCAAUAACUCGCUGGUGGCUCGGUGGAAACAAAAUUACUUCUGGAUUUAGUGAAGAAAUCGACGAGGAAAAUGGAAAUAUCACCACCAACACAUUGCAGUUUGUACCUAUUCCGGAAGAUGACGGCAGACCUCUCACUUGUAAAGCUGCUAAUCCUGCUAUUCCGAAAACAACUAUAGAAACAACUCUAAAUCUAAAUAUUCAUUUUAUACCGGUGGUAAAUUUAACAGUCAAUGGCAGUUCAAAAAAUAUGGAUAUCAUCGAAGACAAUUACAUACAUAUGGAAUGUUCUAUUUCAGCCAAUCCGCCUGUGUAUGAUAUAACUUGGUAUUUUAGGAAACAUACUGUGAGAACCAUCGAACCUUUAGGUAUAUUAAUCACCAAUCAGACAUUAGUGAUUGAGAGAGCCAAAAGAGAACACAAUGGUUCAUACCACUGUUCUGCAGAAAACUUCGUCAAUCGUGGAACAAGCAACUCAAUUCAUCUAACUAUCAAAUAUACUCCCAAAUGUAAAAGACACGAUCCACAGAAAUUCGUCAUAUCUGAAACAGAGACAGUAAAUGUCUCGUGCGAUGUAUAUGCGGACCCUAAUAAUGUAUCAUUUCUGUGGUCCCUGGAAAAUUCGGAAGGCAUAGUAAUCCUUCAAAACUGGAGCAGCUUGUAUGUUCUAAAUUAUUCACCAGUUACUGAUUCGGGUUAUGGAGUCAUAUUCUGCUGGGGACAAAAUAGUGUCGGCAUUCAAGAAUCUCCUUGUCAAUUCCAGUUGUUUGCUGCAAGCAUUCCGGAUGCUCCCCACAGCUGCAUUGUAAGCAACUUGACCCUUCAUUCCUUUUCUGUUGAAUGUGAGGCGGGUUACAAUGGUAGCCUUCUUCAAGUGUUUCAUUUAGAAGUCUAUAGCUCAAAGAAAGAAGAGCUUAAGUAUAAUGUGACACAGGUAAAAAGCCCUACUUUUAAAAUAGAUGGUCUAUCUCCAGGAACUUCCUAUGUUCUUCUGGUCUAUUCUUCCAACGUGAAAGGGGCGAGUCAUUCCGUUGCUCUUGUUGCAACAACACUGCACCCUGCAGAGCGGAGAACAGCGCAAGAAACUCAAAUAGUUAUCCUUUGGAGAAUUCUAAUUGGCGUUAUUGUGAUUGUAUUCUUCUUACUUUCCGUGAAUGGGUUGGUCCUAAUCGCUCGUAAGCUACAAGAUAAUGCAGAUCUUUCCGAAGAAAAUGUACGAAAUAGCAACGAGGCCGAGAAGAAAGAUUUGGAAGAAGGUGCAGAUGCAAAUGAGAAAGGGCCAGACAUAAUCCCUCAGUCAGCGGACUCAGAAGUAUUCUUCAUGAGUGGAAAAUUGGUUGAAGCUCCGAAUACAACCGACAUUGAGACGUUGCCGUUUGAGCCACGUAAAUAUAAGCAUACAGUUUUAUAACAAAAAUGGAAGAUAAAUUGGACUUACGAAAAGGUUUUAUUUAAAGUCCAUUACUGCCUUUACCUUGCUAUCACAAAAAAGGACUCAGACGUCCAAAUCCUGUCUGAAACAAGCAUAAAUUCCAUAAAGACGAUCAAACACUGAAGCUGUAAAUUCUUGUGAUCAAAUUGAAAAUAUGGAUCCCUACCCUGCUUGAAAGAGACGGAAAAAUAAUUAAUUAUGAAAAAAAAAUGAAAAAAAUGUGAAUCGAAUGUUGCGAGGUAUAUAAAGAAACGCAAA